Glossina fuscipes is the source of this 2666-nucleotide messenger RNA. RefSeq lists its product as uncharacterized. Gene Ontology annotation, molecular function: DNA-binding transcription factor activity; RNA polymerase II cis-regulatory region sequence-specific DNA binding. The record is from RefSeq and is a predicted model, not a curated record. Gene Ontology annotation, biological process: regulation of transcription by RNA polymerase II. The transcript is spliced from 3 exons. NCBI's taxonomy places the organism in Eukaryota, Metazoa, Arthropoda, Insecta, Diptera, Glossinidae. The coding region runs from base 64 to 2052 and encodes 662 amino acids.
GCUAAGAAAAUAAAGUGAAGCGCUUUCAUUAACUUUUAUUUCAUUUUUCAUAAAGUUAAGAAAAUGAGUGUGCUGGCUUAUCCACCCAACACUGAAGAAGAAAUUCUUCGUCAUUGCACCAAAGAAUGCGGUAUAAUUACGACCACAGAUGAUCAUCAAUACUUCGCGCUUGGAUGUCUGUCGUGUCCUGUAAAAUUCUUAUAUUUUGAUGCGUUCAUCGAGCACAUGCAAACAAUGCAUAUUAAUUGUGACGGUGAAAAAGGCAAUUUUAAUAACACAACAGAACAUAACGGUGGUAAUGUCGGAAUUAUUGAAAAAAGACGUCACACAGAGGAAGAGGGUGAAGACUUAACAGACACAGAUCCAGCAUUAUUGGAACCACAAAUGGUUUUGGUAAAACAGGAGAAAAUUGAUGAUGAAAAUGAAGAUGAUGGCGCACGUAUAGAUAAUGAACCAAUAUUACCAAAUGAUGACGAGAUGCCGGAAUUGUAUUACAAUGUGAAACAGGAGCAACCAGAUACUGAAAUGAGUAUGGACAUAGGUGAUUCAAGCUUUAUGGGAGAUUCCUUCGGCAGUUAUGGUGAAGAGUAUGGCGCAGAAGGUGAUGAGGAAGAACCAAGCAAUAAUGGCGAUGAUGAUACAAAUUAUGAUGAUCUCGUAGAAGAGUCCUUAUUAGAGAAUUCCUCAUCAGUGGGUGUUACUAAUCACAUUAAAGAUCGGAAAAUGAUUCAAUUCCUUAUCGAUGCGUAUCGAAGAAAUACGUUUUUAUGGGAUCACCACCAUCCGCAGUUUCGGGAUCGUAUUAAACGUAGUCGAUUCAUUGAUUGGAUCAAUUUGGAGUUCAAAAGACGAUUUAAUUUGAUUUUGGCCAAAGAUGCAGUUACCCGUAAGUGGGAUAAUUUGCGGACAGUAUACAAACGUGAAUGCAAUCGUAUGGCUUUAGAAAAAACGAACGUUAGUACGCUGUGGUAUUUUAAGGAAUUACACUUUCUGAAUCGGCUAUACGGCGGUAAUCAAAAAUUAUCGGACGCUGUAGUUAAGGAGACAGUGUAUCGUAGACGAUAUUCAGCUCUAUGGAAUGAUUUAUCAACUAACAAAUUACUGGCGUUAUUAAAAACGUAUCCUUGUUUUUACGAUAAAUACAAUAUUGAUUAUCGUAGUAAGGAAAAAAGAGGCGAAGCAUUGCAAAAAAUGGCAAUUGAAUUGCAAAAGAUGAUUGAAGUAACCACUAUACAAAUAUCAAAACGUAUAUCACAAUUGCGAUUUGAUUACUCUAAGCAAAAGCAGGAACGCUUAAUGUGUGAAAUGACCGGUCGCAUUUUUUCGCCAACCUAUAGUUAUUACGAGCAGAUGAUAUUCAUGGACGGAGAUAUAGCGCCUUUUAAAUGUGAAUACUGUCCCAUGGUUAUAAAUACGCCACGAGAGAUGGAUACCCAUGUUAUGACACAUCAGCAAUCUUCUAGCAGUGGUAGUGUUGGCGGUUCCAAGUAUUAUUGUCCAUACUGCCAGUUAGGCUAUAAUGAUUUGGAACAAUUUAAUAUACAUAAGCAAAUUCAUAUUCAACCAUCUCAAAGCAAAGAGGCAAAAUACAAUUGUGACUUAUGUACGGCGAGUUUUCGGGAGAAAAGCAACUACGACGAACAUAUGAGGCGACACAACGACGAAUUAUUGUUACCCGAUCUUAGUACUAUCCCACCGGACAGUAGCGACGAAAUUAUUACUGACGAUAACGGGCCAUUUACAAUGAGUUCCCAGGAUCAAGAGCGUAAUUUUAAAUGUGAUUAUCCAAGUUGUGGGCUUACAUUUACAACACGCACUACAAUGAUGGAUCACGUAAAGCAGCACUAUAAUGAGGAAGAGUUCAGUUGCGAGAUAUGCGGCAAAGGUUUCAAAUCUAUAAAAAACCUACAAAAUCACAAACAAAUUCACGACGCAGUCAAAAAAUACAUAUGCAAAAUAUGUGGCUCGGCAUUUGCGCAAGCCGCCGGCCUUUAUCUGCACAAACGACGACAUAAUCGUCAAAGUGAACGCAAUCGCCUCAGUUACUAUUAGGAAAUUACCAAUAUUUAGUACCGAUAACGAAACAUUACAAAAAAAAAAAUACUAACGUUUUUUUUUUUUUGUCCAAAAAGUCCAAAGUUAAUUUUUAAUCACGAAUAAGAGAAUAAGAUGUCAUUUAUAUUCAGUUUAGUUUGCGCGAAUUCUCGAUACCCCACCAUCGCAACUACCAUCACCCUACUACUAUGUAGGUUUUAUUGUAAACUUUUCAUUCAACUUCAAUUCAAAAUCUCGCGUUGAAGAUGAAUUAUUGCAAUAAUAAAGUUAAAAUAUCUCUUUAUCGCUACUGGUGGUGGUGGUGGUAAUGAUGACGGAUGAUGGAUAACGUAUGUCCCUUACUAAGCACAAUCAAUAAAUGGUUAAGUUCAAUUACAUCGAAUCACGCCAAUGAUUUCAUUUCAUCACUACAUUUCAUUCAUAGGUUGGUUUUUCCACGACUAAAUAUCAUUCUUCUAUACUUAGUUCACUUGCAUUUCAAAACUUAUUUUAAUCUGAAUUUAUUUCAUAUUCCUUACAGUUGUAUCUUUUUAUUUUUAUAAGGACCUAUUAUUACAUUAUAAUAUUAAUAAUACUAAGAAGAGGAGACAAAGUGCAUCGAUACUUUGUUC